This is a messenger RNA of Setaria italica (foxtail millet), 2162 nucleotides long. Its product is annotated as E3 ubiquitin protein ligase DRIP2. Bases 144 to 1688 code for a protein of 514 amino acids. The record is from RefSeq and is a predicted model, not a curated record. The transcript has 7 exons. Gene Ontology annotation, molecular function: ubiquitin-protein transferase activity. Lineage: Eukaryota; Viridiplantae; Streptophyta; Magnoliopsida; Poales; Poaceae.
UGUCGCUCUCAGCACGCAGGCACGCACGCAGGCGCAGCGCAUUUUUCCCUUGGGGGUCUCCCUCCACCUCCUCUCCUCGAUCCCUCCUCCUCCUCCCGUCCCGACCUCCCCCCACCCCGCGCCGACUACCAACCGCAUGCGCCAUGCAGCCCGGGCCCACCUCGCCGGGCAGGGCCCCGUCUCCCGCGCCCGCGCCGCCGCCGGAGCCCGAGGUGGCGGCGCCCGAGGCCCACGCUGACGACGCCGAGGUCAAGGAGGAGCCCGUGGCCGCGGCGGCGGCUGAGGAGGGGGAGGAGGAGAAGGAGAGGAGGGGCGCCGGCAGGGGGAGGAAGAGGCGGCGGCGCGGCGGGCCCGGUCCCUCCUCGUCCUCUCCCUCCCCCGCCGCGGCGCCGGCGCCCGCGCCCGCGGGGCCGAGGGGGGGCCUCGUCAUGGUCAAGCGGGACCUGCUCGCGCGCUGCAUGACGUGCCCGCUCUGCCGCCGCCUCCUCCGCGACGCCACCACCAUCUCCGAGUGCCUCCACACAUUUUGCAGAAAGUGUAUAUACCAAAAGUUCAAUGAUGAGGAAGUAGAAUGCUGCCCAGUAUGUAAAAUUGAUCUUGGCUGCACUCCUACUGAGAAGCUUAGAGCUGAUCACAGUUUACAAGAUGUAAGAUCAAAACUUUUUCCAUUCAAAAGAAAGAAGAUUAAGGCAGAAGAAGUUCCAUCUCCUAUUUCGCUCCCCACUAAAAGGAAAGAAAGGUCUAUCUCUUCACUAGUUGUCAAUACACCUAAAGUAAAACCAACAGGCUUGACUGGACGGCGAACAAGAGCAGUUGCCAGGAAAGCUGCAGCUGCUGCUGCUUUGCGUGGCCUUGGUCCAAUUGUAGAUCCUGUGAAAAAGGAAAUUGAUAGUUGCGACAGUAAUUCUCAGAGUUCAAGUCUGCCUGCUAAUUCAAGCAAAGCACCGCAAACAAGAAGACAGAUACUAUCAAAUGCGGAGGCAUCUAACCACUCCUCCAAUAAAGAUACCGAGGGUGAUAGUAAGGAGUUGGCAGAUAAGGCUGAGCUUUGGCAGCCUUUGAAUUGUUUAGUAGAAGCUGCGAACAGGACAAAGUCAUUUAGGUCAAGUUCACAGAAUCCAAUUGUUAAGGGAGAGCAACUUAAUGGCUCUCCGAGUAGCACAUAUGCUAGCAAAACAAAGGCAAGGGAGAAUCUGCAGAGGUCCAAAAUUGAGGAUGAUAAGAAGGAUGUUCCCAUGCCAACGAUACUGCCAAAAAGGAGAGGUCAAGGUACUGCUCGGAGGAGGAGAGAACUUCAAGCUCCAGCAGCUGCAAAGCCUGAUGCUGCAGCUGCACAGAAUGAAAAGAAGUUCAGUUCCAUAUGGUUUUCAUUGGUUGCCUCGUUUGACCAGCAAGGAGAUCCACCUUUACCACAGAUACCUUCCCAUUAUUUGCGAAUAAAAGAUGGAAAUGUACCCGCUUCAUCUAUCCAAAAGUACCUUAUGCAGAAGCUCAGUCUUCCAAGUGAGUCUGAGGUGGAGAUAAAGUGUUGCGAGCAGCCAGUGAACCCUAUGCAACCUCUGCGCAAUUUAGUAGAGCUGUGGCUGAAGGGAAAAGCGACACAGGCAACUCAGACCAUGACUGGCUCCUCCGCGAAAGAGUUUGUAAUGGUGCUGACAUACGGACGGCCAAAGGCCCCUGGAUUGUGAAGGCACCAUGCAAAAAUUCAACUCAUUUUCCCCCUGAGGCAGCCAUAGCCAGCCAUUUAUUGGCCUUUCAAGAGGUCAUCGAAGAUAAAGUCUCCCUGGCAGCCUCACAAUAUGCAGUGGGUGGCUCACCCGGGAGAGCCACCCCUUGAUGUCACAUUCAUGUAUUCUUUGAUGUUAUAGUAUAUGUUGUUCGAUUCCUUUAUGAUGUCUUCUUAUUUAUUAUACAUCGAUAGUGGUAUAGAUGGAAAGUGUGAUUGAUACUUGUAGGUAUCAUUGAUGUUUUGGUUGGACAAAAAUUUCUAUAUAGAGAGAAACUUGUAGCCUUUGCUUGUAAGAGAUGAGUAGAGUUGAUUGCAAAGUGCCUUUCAGCUGUACCCUGAAUUAUUGUAACACCAAAUUGUAGCCCCUGUAUUCAUUUUGAACCUGUCGAUGGUCUAAUGUUUGGAUCAAUUCAUAAAUACUUUUCCUUGUUUC